AUGCCCUCCAAGCUGGUAAAAGUGCAGAAGCAUGUCACCAAGAAGAAAGGAGCCAAGCCCACUGCUUUGCACGAGAAUAGCAGAGAUGCGCGGCGUCUACGUAAAGCCGGAGCCCGAGACGACAAGAUCACGAAGCAGCACUCUGUGAGAGAAAAGGCGAACAGACAGUGGCUCGAACGGGUAGCGUUUCUUUCAGACAACCUUCCCGACACUCUGCAUCCGAUGGAGAUGCCUGCCGUACAGGCCUUAGCCGAAGAGUACCUGACUCGCAACGAGGACGAGAUAGAGCAGCUGCAGUCUGAGCGUAGACCUGGACGACCGCCAGCUACUCGAUUGACGCUACUUGAGCAGCAGAAGAAGGUCGAGGCCAAGGAGUACGAGACUGGAUUCUGGGUGCCGAAUCUUGCCGAUGAGGAGACUUUGAUCAAGCUUGAUAAGUGGGAUGGAAGCUGGAUCGGUCUAGCUAACAUGCGCUUUGUGAGGAUUGAUGCAGGUGGCAAAGUGCACGAGAGUCAGUUCCCGCCGAGAGGGGCGGCUUGA
Molecule: messenger RNA, 540 nt
Organism: Recurvomyces mirabilis
Lineage: Eukaryota; Fungi; Ascomycota; Dothideomycetes; Mycosphaerellales; Teratosphaeriaceae
Gene: TMA16
Product: translation machinery-associated protein 16
Exons: 1
Coding region: 1-540 (179 amino acids)
Cellular component (GO): nucleus
Source: RefSeq, a predicted model, not a curated record